AUGUAAUUUAUUAAAUGUAUUAGAGAUUUAUUAUAUUAUUAGCUAUAAUUCAAAACAGUUAUAAUUAACUGCAUUUCAAAAUAUUAAACCAUUAUGCCAAAUAGAACAAAAAAUAUUAAAAACGAGACAGUGAUAAAUUAAAUUAAAAUAACAAAUUUCAAUCAUAAAUUACUAGUUUCAGCUUAAAAAAUGAAUUUUUUUGAAUUUUAGAACAAAUAAUUACUCUUUAAAUUUAGCUUUUUUUAUUUAUUUUUGUUAAAUAUCAAAAAUACAUUUACUUAUUUUUUGAUGAAGCUUGGGGUUUUAUCUUGUUCAAUAGAAGCAAAGGACACUAGAAAAUAAUAAUAAUAACAAAAGAAAGAAUAGCGUUAAAUAAAUAGUAAUUUUAUUUCUUCAUUUAAUGAUAUGUACUUAAACUAUGAAUUUCGAGAAUUAAUAAUUAGAAAAAUUUUUUUAACAAAAUUUUCAUUUAAAAAUUUGCAAAAUUAAAAUAUUUUGUAUUCAUAUAUUUCCAUAGAUCUUUAUUCAUACAAAAAAUAACUAUAUUUAUCUAUGGAAAAUUAAUUUAUUUUUAAAAAUUAUAUAAAAAACCUAAGUUUAUUUUCAUAAAAAUCUAAAGAAUAACAAAUUAAUGAGGUUAUUUUUGUUAAAAAUAAUAAUAAUUGUAUUAUUAAAUGA
This is a messenger RNA of Tetrahymena thermophila SB210, 678 nucleotides long. RefSeq names its product transmembrane protein, putative. Lineage: Eukaryota; Ciliophora; Oligohymenophorea; Hymenostomatida; Tetrahymenidae. The transcript has a single exon. The record is from RefSeq and is a predicted model, not a curated record.